GUCCUACAGAAACGCAAAGAAUACUCUGAAGUAAAGCGAGUACUAAAGCAAAAUACGAUUAGAUUUCAAACUCCGUACCCUACUAAACUUCGAGUGUUUUAUGACAACGGGACGCAGUUGUACCAGACGGUGGAAGAGGCAACUACAGACAUGAAGGCCAGAGGGUUGCCCGUCAGUGUCACCAAAAUGAGGAAAAGCCUGACUGAGGAACUGUCCCGCUCCGCUUGGGAAAUAGUGCGAGAAUCGAGAAGGCAGGAAACGGGAGGAGGCCGAAAGAAAUAUGUCAGGAAGAGACCAGGAGUUUCCCAAAGACAGUCCUCACCCCCUUCAGAAGAGCCAUAAGGUUUAGCUAACUUUAAAAAUGUUGAGAAGCUAAAUGAAAGCAAAAGUACACGGUGAUAUACUUAUCUUGAGAAAUACUUAUUAUAAUAUGGAUUAUAACCUACAAUUUGAGAAGGAGAAGAGAAAAUCGCAUGUGUCAGUAUUACAGUUGAACAAAGGGAACUAUGGAGCUAUGAGGGAGGAGUUGGCCAAAGUUCAAUGGAAUAAUACAGUGGAACAAAAAUGGCAGGUAUUUCUGGGAAUAAUGCAGAAGGCGCAGGAUCGGUUCAUUUCAAACAGGAAGAAAGAUCCUGAGGGGAGUAAGGGGUGGCCGUGGCUGAUGAGGGAAGUAAAGGGCAGUAUAAAAAUAAAAGAGAAGAAGUAUAACAUAGCAAAAAUGAGCUGGAAACCGGAGGACUGGGAAGCUUUUAAAAAAGCAACAGAAGAUAACAAAAAAGCUGAUUGUUGGCAAGCAUUUUGGGGAGUCGGCGCCGGGGGUGAGAGAGAGAGAGAGAGAGGACGCGAUGUUGUAAGCUUGGCGAUGGAACGGACCCCAAGUGGGGGUCCGAGGCCAGGAGGUUCGGCGAGGAGAGGAGACAAAGACAGACGUGCUUGGUUGAUCACUUCGGGAGGUCCUGCGCUACGAGUCGAGGAUGUCUGAGAGGAUCGAAUGAUGGUCAGAAGACUUCGUUAAUUGAGCUCCAACGGUUGUGCACAAAGUGGUUUGGACUUUCAUAAGUUUUGGUGCCUUUUCUUUAUUUUCUUUUCCUUCAUUAAUACUGUAUCGUUAUUAAUCACUUAGUUCUAGUAAUCUCUAUAAAGUGUAAUUGUUUAAUCGCUUAUAGUAUACUGUCUGUUAUUUGGCAGGUGGGGGACAUCACA
Molecule: messenger RNA, 1203 nt
Organism: Hypanus sabinus (Atlantic stingray)
Lineage: Eukaryota; Metazoa; Chordata; Chondrichthyes; Myliobatiformes; Dasyatidae
Exons: 2
Coding region: 377-982 (201 amino acids)
Source: RefSeq, a predicted model, not a curated record